This is a messenger RNA of Tripterygium wilfordii, 3881 nucleotides long. RefSeq names its product disease resistance protein RPV1-like. Gene Ontology annotation, biological process: signal transduction; defense response. NCBI's taxonomy places the organism in Eukaryota, Viridiplantae, Streptophyta, Magnoliopsida, Celastrales, Celastraceae. The record is from RefSeq and is a predicted model, not a curated record. The coding region runs from base 206 to 3598 and encodes 1130 amino acids. The transcript is spliced from 5 exons. Gene Ontology annotation, molecular function: protein binding; ADP binding.
UCUUGAUAUUGUCAAACCAUACUCUCAGCUCUCAUACCAUAUUAAAAGGGAAAACUCUUUGAAAUCAAUUACAAUCAUACUCGUCAAUUAGCCUAAUGUAACCAUAUCUUCUGUAUCUUUGUUGGGCUCUUGUGUGGGCUUGUUGGUGGAGCUGAGAGUAUGGUUUGACAGAUAUUUUGGGGAAUCUAAGCAUAACUCUCUUUGAAUGGGUGCCUGGGCUUCUUCCUUCCUCCCAACUCCUCCUCCUCCACCGCCACCACAUCCUCCUCCUCCCCCUCUAGAACCAGAAGCAAAGUAUGACGUUUUCAUUAGUUUCAGAGGGAUAGACACUCGCCACAACAUUACCAGUCAUCUCUAUGCUGCUUUGUGUAGGAAAAAAAUUGCAACUUUCAUUGAUAAUAGGCUUAGGAGAGGAGAUCAAAUAUCAGAGGCACUAAUGAGGACGAUUGAGGUAUCAAAAGUCUCCAUUGUUGUUUUCUCCAAAAACUAUGCUUCUUCCAAGUGGUGCUUGGAAGAACUGGUCACGAUGCUCGAGUCCAAGAGAAAGUACGGACAAAUUGUUAUCCCAGUCUUCUUCAAUGUCGAUCCAUCACACGUAAGAAAACAGAUAGGCACUUUUGCACAAGAUCUAGCUUGCUAUCAAUCUCAUCCCAAUAUACAAAAAUGGAAGGAUGCAUUGACGGAAGCUACUAAUUUAUCUGGAUGGGAUUCAAAUGUCAUAAAGCCUGAGGCUACACUAGUUGAGGACAUUGCUAGAGAUAUUUUGGAAAAACUAUCCUACGCCUCUUCAAGUAAUAUUGAAGAUGGCCGCUUGAUUGGAAUAAGGUCACGGAUUAAGCAAGUUGAAUCAUCAUUGAGCACUUGUUCUGGUGAUGUUCGGGUCAUAGGAAUUUGGGGCAUGGGAGGGAUUGGAAAAUCAACUCUUGCCAGAGCAUUCUUCAACCAUAAUUUCAAUCAGUUUGAAGGGCAUUGCUUUCUUGCAAACGUCAGAGAAGAAUCUCAAAAGCGCGGGUUAAACAAUCUACGGGAGAAAUUUCUUUCAGAAAUUCUGAAGGACGCGAUGAAUCAUGUAGAUUUUGGCGCUCCUCAUCUAGGACUAACUUCAUUUACAAGGAAUAGGCUUCGCCAAAAGAAGGUACUUGUUGUUCUUGACGAUGUGAAUGAUUUGCAUCAUUUAGAGUUUUUAGCGGGAGGUUGCGAUGACUGGUACUUCGGCCCAGGAAGUAUUAUUAUCGUAACGAGUAGAGAUAAACAAGUGCUUAAGAAUGGAGUCCAUAUGAUCUAUCAAGUCCAACAACUUGACCAUCAUGAAGCCCUCUACCUUUUCGGCCAAUAUGCUUUCAAACAAAGGCAUCCCAUGAGUUAUGACCAUAUUGGAUUAUGCGACAAGGUAAUAAAAUAUGCUAAUGGUAACCCUUUGGCCCUAAAAGUCUUGGGUUCCUUUCUAUUUCAGAAGAGCAAGGAAGAGCAGGAAAGUGCACUGAAAAAGUUGGAGAGGACUCCUAACAUGGAUAUUCAAAAGGUUUUGCAACUUAGCUAUGAUGGACUCGAUUAUGAACAACAAAAUAUAUUUCUUGACGUUGCAUGUUUCUUUAAAGGGAGAUUGCUAAAUGAAGUUAAAACCAUACUUGAUGGUUGCGGUUUCUUUACUGAAAUUGGAAUCAGCGUUCUUGUUGACAAAUCUCUUUUAGUUCUGCGGGAUGAAAGACUAGAGAUGCAUGAUAUGUUGCAAGAAAUGGGUCGAGAAAUCGUUCGUAGGGAAUCCAUCCAACAGCCAGGGAAGCGUACUAGGUUAUGGGAUUCUCGAGACAUUUCUCGUGUGUUGACAACAAAUACGGGGACCGAGGCACUUGAAGGUAUAAUUAUGUACACUUCUGAGACGACAACGUUAACCCUAGCUCCAACAAUAUUUAGCAGGAUGCACAAUCUUAGAUUACUUGGAAUUAAGAAUUAUCCUUUUUCAAAUGGGUGCAAAGUCCUCCUUGCUCAAGGCCUUGAAUUUCUUCCUCAUGAGUUAAGGUAUCUCGAAUGGGAUGCAUAUCCUUUGGCAUCCUUGCCCUCAAAUUUUCAUGCAGAGAAUCUAGUUGUGCUUAGACUGUGUCAUAGCCAUGUUGAACAACUUUGGAAUGGAAGACAGAAUCUUGCCAACUUGAAACAUAUGGACCUCAGUUCCUCGACCAAACUGAGGAGAAUUCCAGACCUGUCAAUGGCAACAAAUCUUGAAACUCUGCAUCUUUAUCGUUGUAAAGCUCUGAUUGAGCUUCCCUCCUCUGUGGAGCACCUUCACAAGCUACUCCUUCUCAAUCUUAGGGAGUGCGAAAGGCUUACAAAUCUUCCCACAAACUUUUCUGCUUUGAAAUCCCUUGAAUAUCUUGAUCUCUUUGGCUGCUCCGGAAUCAAACACUUGAAUUUAGGUUGUACCGCAAUAUCAGUUGUUCCCUCUUCAAUAGGAUAUCUUCCUUCACUUGAUACAUUGGAAAUCUUAAAUGAUCAUUACUUGGACAAACCUCCCUUGUCAAUACCUGGUUGGACGUCAAAAUUCGUCAGAAACCUUUGUUUAUCUAGAGCAGCCAUCGAAGAGUUACCAGAAAGUCUUGGCAGCUUAUGCUCAUUAGAAUUUCUAGACCUAAAGGGGAACAACUUCCGACGCAUACCUGAAACCAUCAAACACCUUACUAAGCUUCGAGACCUUAACUUAACAGACUGCAGGAGGCUUGAAUCUUUGCCUCAGCUUCCAAUGAAUAUUGAGAAUCUGUUUGCAGAUAAUUGUACGUCACUACAAGUGGUAUCGACUCCAUUAACUACAAUCAGAGAGGCACAGUUAGUUGGUGAUCAGCCUAAAUUGUUCUCUCGGAUGCAGUUCUCUUUUUGCAAUUGCUUCAAACUGGAUGGAAAUUCGCGCAACAGCAUCAUCGCAGAUGUAGAAUUCAACGCUUCACAUUUUCGAUUCAGUAGUAUAAAUGACCAGAUGCGGAAUUGGGCCACCCAUCAUGUAUGUUUCCCGGGAAGUGAAGUUCCAUAUUGUUUCAACUAUAAAAGCAAUGGAUCGUCCAUAACUGCCAAGCUUCCUCUGCCUCCGAGGAAUGCUAAGUUGCUGUAUUUAGCUCUAUGUUGUGGUGUUGAAUUCAAGGACGACUUUCCCAACGACUGGGGAUUGAUGCUUAAUUACAAUUGCCAUGUAAGAUACAAAAAUGGCGACAACUUCAAUCGCAAGGGAUGCUUAGUACGAUGGUUCAAUUAUGAAGGUGCCAAAAUUUCCACUUCACACCAUCUCUUUUUGAAGUACAAGGAAAUUGAAAUUGAAGCAGACCACAAUGUUGAUGAGAUUACAAUUGAAUUCUUCAUCUUUGGGAGAAGUGAGGUAGAAUAUCAUAGCAAGGUUAAAAAGUGUGGGAUCCAUUUGAUGUACAGUACCGGUACCUACGCUGACCAGUUGUACUUGAAGCAUGGCGUUGUGGAUGAAGAUGUUACAGAAGCUAUGGUAGUAGAAGAAGCUAAAAAUGGAGGAUGCUUUAAUGGGGGCAAAAAGCGUAGAGGAUUCAGCCCUGAUGAGAACAAAGAUGAACUGGACGCUAAGAGAUUAAAACUUAUGGUUUGAUCCUGAUCGAUCUCCAUAUGCUUCAUUUUAUACCUAUGGGCGUAUGGCCCCUGAAUGAAGUGUUUAAUUUUGUGCUGGUAUUAUGUGGUCAGUUGAAACGUGAAAGGCAAAGCUAUGCAGCAAUUAGUUGGUAAUUUAAGUAGGUAAACAAUUUAGAUUAGUUUAAUUUGCAAGCGUAGAUCCAAUGAUGGCAAUUAAAUCUGUGUUAAAUAAAGCAGAGAAGAGCUGAACUUAGCAAGAAAGUUGGGAGAUGAAUUAAGUUUUUCAGCUUUUAAGAUCAACA